Molecule: messenger RNA, 792 nt
Organism: Helianthus annuus (common sunflower)
Lineage: Eukaryota; Viridiplantae; Streptophyta; Magnoliopsida; Asterales; Asteraceae
Exons: 3
Coding region: 265-510 (81 amino acids)
Cellular component (GO): mitochondrion
Source: RefSeq, a predicted model, not a curated record
UUGGCAAACUGAAAUGUUCAACCAAACCAAACCAAACCCAUAUUAUUUUUCGUGUCCAAGAUCUCAACCCUAACUCGCAAGCACAAUUUGAUCAACCCGAACACAUCCCGUUUAAACCAUUUUUUACUUUAUCAUUUAGACCCGACCCGAAGUACGGCUUGAUUUGAUUUCCAACCAAAAUGGAUACUCAGAGGGACAGAAACUAAGAACCGACUGUAGAACAAGUAGAGGAAAGCUCUGCAAAUUUUCAGGGGUGAGUCGGUUAUGGCUGUCUCCUUUGAUUUGCAGACAUUCAUUCUGCGUGCUCGGGUGUUGAAGCUGUAUAGACAAGCUAUAAGAGUUGCUAAAAGAGCACCUGCACACAGUAAAGGUGAACUGAUGCAAACAAUCAGACAAGAGAUGGAGAAAAACAGGGAUUGCAAUGACAAACAGAAGAUUCGUUACUUAAUUAGCGAGGGAAUAGAGAGACUGAAGGGUUUAGGUGAGAUGCUUGAUAUGCAAGGCCGUUGAACACGAGUUUUACUUGAGAAAUUAGCGAGUCCGAAUUGUGGAUCAAGCGGUAUAGAUGAACAGAAGGGUUUUUCUAUUAGAAACAGGCGCGUUGAAUCGAGUAAACUUGACAUUCACUAAAUAAACGUUUGAUGACUUUGAAUCAUAACACUGCUAAAUACAAAAGGAGAUUGGUCAGAAGUAUUUGUAAUGUUUUGGAUUGUAUCCGAGUGAUACCAAUUUAUCGAACAUUUUCGAAGUGAGUCCGUGAGCAAAUCAGUUUGAAGAUUGUUGUUUGUCAAA